Molecule: messenger RNA, 678 nt
Organism: Rotaria sp. Silwood2
Lineage: Eukaryota; Metazoa; Rotifera; Eurotatoria; Philodinida; Philodinidae
Source: the annotation of a GenBank genome assembly
AUGCAUUUAUCCUCAUUUGAUGAUAUUGAAGAUCAUGUGGAAAUUUAUGCACCAAAUGAUAAUUUAACAUCAAAUGAUAAUAAUAUAUAUAAUGAACCAAAGGAAAAUAUAUUAACAAGGGUUUAUGAACAAGAUGAACCCUAUGAAAUGGUAAGUGAUGAUGAUUUAGAUAAUUUUUCUCUUCCAGAAAUAAUGAAACUACAUGUACCUGACAAACCACGUCGAACAAAUGAACAUGAAACAUAUCAACAACAAUUAUUCGAUUUUAAUGAUGAUGAAAGGGUUCAUGCUCGAGAUGAACCCUCAAAUGAAAUCGAAAUUAUAUCCGACGACGAAAUAAAACCAAAUACAAUAGUAAAUCAACAUCGAUACAAUAGCCACCAUCAACAUUACAAAUUAUUAACAAGAAAUCAAAGAAAAAAUCGAAAGAAACGAGCUAAACGAUAUCAAUAUGAAGUAAUUCGGAAAGUUUAUGAUAGAUUUACCAUUAGCAAUAUCAAGAAAAUCUUAAUAUUCAUGAACAUUUCUUAUGUGAAUAUAAAUAUCGUCGGACAUACGUUAUUUUUAGGUGUAAAGAACGAACAAAUAAAAAAAGAAGUUGAUGAAACAUUACACGGUGGCUUAUUUACUGAAGAACAUUAUUAUCAUAUUCGCAAGAAACUACGCCUCGACAAAUAA